This is a messenger RNA of Symbiodinium sp. CCMP2456, 768 nucleotides long. NCBI's taxonomy places the organism in Eukaryota, Dinophyceae, Suessiales, Symbiodiniaceae. The record is from the annotation of a GenBank genome assembly.
AUGGUGGUCUUGAGAUUACCCGUCUUGUGGCCGACGAUAUGGCCACUGCUGCUGCUCCAGGUCAGCUGCAAGACACCCUCAUGUGCCAGGGAGAACGAGAGGUACUCUGAUCCCGCGGUUAUGCUUCCACACAGUCACGAAAAGACCGCAGCUGACUGUCAGCAGAGAUGUGCGGAAAACCCGGGCUGCCAGAAGUUCAGCUUCGACAAACUCUCUUUGCCUUCGGGGGCUUGCUGGCUCUAUCACAACGCCCUGGCAGUGAAGAUGCCCGGGAUCAAUGUCAUCAGCGGGCCGAAGGUCUGUUCCGAGGACCAGACGGCCCCAGUGCAGCCGGCAGCUUCCGAUGUCCUCAGCACGAAGCUGGCGCAUGAGCUUCAACAUAUGCAGGAGGACCCGGAGGUCGCAAAGUUGAUGAAUGGCGCAACGACCGCAGCACCGACGGCAACGACCGAAGGGACCACGGGAACAAGUGGUACCACCACCGCUCCGGCAACGACCGAGGGGACCACGGAGAGCGCCGAAACUUCAGCGACGACGGUGGAAUCGACGACAGAGGCCACCACUGAAUCCCCAUCGACCACAUCGGAGGAGAAGGCCUCUGCCCAAGAAUCUGACGCCCCGGAAGGAGGGCUGGUGGAGGCCUGCGAAGGCGGCUUGAGCACAGGGUGCCCAGUGGAGUGGCAGACCGGUGCAGGCGGCUAUUACUGCUACGAUACACAGGGCUGCCGGCCGGUGGUAGAUGGGCCCUUCCCCUUGGAGGAUUGCCAG